This is a messenger RNA of Fusarium coffeatum, 1335 nucleotides long. RefSeq lists its product as uncharacterized. The coding region runs from base 1 to 1335 and encodes 444 amino acids. The record is from RefSeq and is a predicted model, not a curated record. Lineage: Eukaryota; Fungi; Ascomycota; Sordariomycetes; Hypocreales; Nectriaceae. The transcript has a single exon.
AUGGCUUCUGCUGAGAAGCAGCCUUCCAGCAGGCCUGGAUGUCUUUCGCUUACUCGUUUCCUGAGAUUCAUUUCUUCCGAAUACCGCAUUCUCUUUACAUUAGUUUUCUGUUCAAAUCUCAUAGGCGCCAUCGGCUUUCUUUGGCUGUGGUGGCUCAAUGGGAAGCCCGAUUCAUCAACUUGUGGUCUGGCAACAUCGAUCAAUCUUGUUGUAUCCAUCGCCAUUCGAGAAGAGCACAUCGUCAACGGCCUCUACUACAUCUUCACUUCUAUUCCUACAACAUGGCCGCUAUGGAUGAGAGAGCGAGCAGGCAAGAUCUAUCACCUUGGUGGUCUUCACAGCGGCUGUGGUGUGGCUGCGGCAUUCUGGUUCAUCUUGUACUCGAUCCAAAAGAGCAGUAGUUUCCAUGAGGCUGAAACUCGUGAUCCUGUCAUGUGGGCUCAUAUUGUCAUGGUCUAUCUACUGGACUUACUUCUUACGGCGAUGCUGGUUAUGGCAUAUCCAUCAAUCCGUGCCAAAAUACACAACGCUUUCGAGGCUGUUCACCGAUUCGCUGGUUGGUCUACUCUUAUCCUGUUAUGGGCUAUGACGAUUCUUGAGGCAAAGCUCGGUACACCGCCAGGUGCCUCACUUGCUGCUUCCGUCUUUUGCAGUGCUAAUAUCUGGCUGCUUUUUAUUGCGACAUUCUGCGUCGUUUCAACUUGGCUCAACUGUCGCAAGAUUGAAGUUGAAUCUGAACGACUCUCAACACACGCUCUCCGAAUGUACUUCAACUAUGCCAACCCUCAGCCUGGCACAACCAUUCGUCUCUCUUCCCGCCCUUUGAUGGAGUGGCACGCAUUUGCAACUGUCAACAACCCUAAGGAGAACGGGUUUUCAGUUGUGGUUUCCAACGCUGGCGAUUGGACCAACAAGCUCGUCACCGACCCUCCUCGCUAUAUCUGGGCUCGGCGCACACCCACAUGUGGUGUUCUGCGCAUUGCUCCCAUGUUCAAGAGUAUUGUUUUGGUGGCUACUGGCUCAGGUAUUGCUCCAUGUCUCCCAGUGAUUCUGGCAAAGCAGACCAAAGUCACCCUUUUCUGGUCAACUCGAGACCCCUUCAAGACUUACGGACCAAAUAUUGCCUCCAUCAUCGAGGAGAUGGGAGAUGACGCACAUAUUCACAACACUUCAACAAUGGGAAGGCCAAACACUCUACCUACAGUUCUUGACUUGUAUAAAAAGACGGAGAGUGAGGCCGUGAUAGUUAUUUCAAAUCCCAAGCUUACCAUAGAUCUGGUCUUGGAUCUACAAGCUUUGGGUGUUCCAGCAUUUGGCCCGAUCUGGGACUCUUAA